Messenger RNA from Electrophorus electricus (electric eel), 3932 nucleotides. RefSeq names its product WD and tetratricopeptide repeats 1 (gene wdtc1). Gene Ontology annotation, biological process: negative regulation of fatty acid biosynthetic process. Gene Ontology annotation, molecular function: protein binding. NCBI's taxonomy places the organism in Eukaryota, Metazoa, Chordata, Actinopteri, Gymnotiformes, Gymnotidae. The record is from RefSeq and is a predicted model, not a curated record. Gene Ontology annotation, cellular component: Cul4-RING E3 ubiquitin ligase complex; cytoplasm.
CUGGCAACCCUAUCUGUCAGAGGAAAACCAGAAGAGCAGUUGUUAGCCUAAAUAUGUGCAAGUGGAUUCAAAAUACUCUGAUCGAUUGAUCACCAACAAUAGGAUAUGUGAGUGCAUUGUGCAGCGGCCAUUAAAAAAACUAAAUUAUUUAAUAACUUAUAUCGUGCACAACCUACCACGUCGUUUCACAGUUAGCUAACUAUCCCUAGCUAAUUUAGCUAGCUAGCUAGCUACGCACUUCAGAGCCGAUAUUACAGUGACGGUUUGGAAUAUUCCGAUGGCAGAUGACUUCUGACCCCUGCAUUAUCCACCUUGAGACCAUGUUCAAUGAUUUACUCUAAAGCCAUGUCUCUAAGGAAUAUUACUGGGGAUAUUUUGCAUAGGCAAAUCCGGGAAAACAAAGCUCUGGCCUUCCAGAGACAGUUCCAUGUGACUGACCCCUUUAUAAAACGACUCGGCCUAGAGGCUGAGCUCCAGGGCCACUCUGGGUGUGUUAACUGUCUGGAAUGGAACGAGAGAGGAGACCUGCUGGCCUCUGGGUCUGAUGACCAGCAUGCCAUUGUGUGGGACCCCCUUAGACACAAGAAGCUCAUAACUAUGCACACGGGACAUGCAGCUAACAUCUUCUCAGUGAAGUUCCUGCCCCACUCUGGAGACCGGAUACUGGUUACCGGAGCUGCAGACACUAAAGUGCAUGUCCAUGACCUGACUGCCAAGGAGACAAUCCACAUGUUCUCUGACCACACCAACCGGGUCAAACGCAUUGCCACUGCCCCCAUGUGGCCCAACACCUUUUGGAGUGCUGCGGAGGACGGGGUCAUCAGGCAGUAUGACCUGAGGGAGAGUAGCAAGCGUUCCGAGGUUCUCAUCGAUCUGACCGAGUACUGCGGGCAGUUGGUCGAGGCCAAGUGUCUGGCGGUGAACCCACGCGACAACAACUAUUUGGCAGUGGGAGCCAACGGUCCCUUUGUGCGGCUCUAUGACAUCCGGAUGAUCCACAACCACAGGAAGUCACUGAGUCACAACACAUCUGCGGGAGUGCACACGUUCUGUGAUAAACAGAAGCCCAUCCCAGAUGGGGCAGGGCAGUAUUAUGUGGCAGGUCACCUACCAGUGAAGCUUCCAGACUACAAUAACCGGUUGCGGGUGCUGGUGGCUACCUACGUCACCUUUAGCCCAGAUGGUACGGAGCUGCUAGUGAACAUGGGUGGAGAGCAGGUGUAUUUGUUUGAUUUGACGUUUAAACAAAGGCCAUACACGUUUUUGUUGCCCAAGAAGUGCCAUUCUUCAUCAGAGGUGCAGAAUGGUAAAACCACCAACGGCAUGUCUAAUGGACUUCACCUUCCUGCCAGUCGCCUCAAACUAGCCAGCAGCAAAGCUUUGAGUAGUUCGACUGAGCUGCCUCCUCAUCUGGAACGGAUCAAGCAGCAGGCUAACGAUGCGUUUGCGCGGCAGCAGUGGACUCAGGCCAUCCAGCUGUACAGCCUUGGCAUCCACGCAGCCACCCACAACGCCAUGCUGUACGGAAACCGCGCUGCCGCCUACAUGAAGCGCAAGUGGGAUGGAGACCAUUACGAUGCUCUGCGGGACUGUCUGAAGGCACUGGCAUUGAACCCGGGCCACCUGAAGGCACACUUCCGCCUGGCACGCUGCCUCUUUGAGCUGAAGUACGUGGCCGAGGCUCUGGAGUGCCUGGACGACUUCAAGGGCAAAUUCCCUGAGCAGGCGCACAGCAGCGCCUGCAAUGCACUCGACAAGGACAUCAAAGCCGCCCUAUUCUCUAAAACAGACUCCUCGGAUGACAAGAAAGGAAACAGCUCGAUCCGCUUCCAUAAUUUCAGCCGGAAGGAGUCUAUUCCUGAGGAUGAGAUCAUUCUGAGAGAGCGUAGCUUCGACUACAAGCAUCGCUACUGUGGCCACUGCAACACCACCACGGAUAUCAAAGAGGCUAACUUCUUUGGAAGUAAAGGCCAGUACAUCGUCAGUGGCUCAGACGAUGGUUCUUUCUUCAUCUGGGAGAAGGAGACGACCAACCUGGUGCGGAUUCUACAAGGAGAUGAGUCCAUCGUGAACUGCCUACAACCUCACCCCAGCUACUGUUUCCUGGCGACAAGUGGCAUCGACCCUGUAGUGCGGCUGUGGAAUCCCAGACCAGAGACGGAGAAGGAGAAUGGGCGUGUUGUGGAGGAUAUGGAGGGGGCGGCCCAGGCCAACCAGCGGCGCAUGAAUGCAGACCCCCUGGAGGUGAUGCUGUUGAACAUGGGCUACCGCAUUACGGGUCUGAACAGCCGUGGUCCAGACGCCUCCGACGAUGAGGACAGCUCUGAGGGCCAGGUGCAGUGCCGCCCCAGCUAGGACACCCUCCACCUUCCACUCCCACCCCUCACGCCAUCCAGCAGUGUGUGCGUGCUUGCGAGCGUGUGUGUGUAUUUUUGUGAGGAGGGGAACGCACCAUAGAUAUUUUGUUUCUUCAGUAGCCUCCUCUGAUCGAGCACAGCGCUGAGUGAAUAUUAUGGCUCUGCACUGCACGCCGCCCCCCUGGGAGAAGAAUGGAGAACAGCAGGCUGGUGAUGGGUUCUCUCCCUGAGGAGGAGCCUGCAGCAACCCCCACCCCAACCCCCACCUUCCUGCAUCCUCCUUCAGCUGCAGGCAGUGAUGAAAUCCACUCUUCAUUAAGCUACAGUCAAGUCAAAGCACUUAAACCUCACCCUGGACAGAAACACUUUGGCAGGGUUGUGGCUGGGGGUGUGGGGGGUUGAACUCUGCUCGGUCCCUGAUGUGACCUACUCUCAGGUCUCAGCUUGGUCCCAAAGCCGGCACCUCUGCAGUGCUGCCUCCAGGGCCGCUCGCUUCGUUUGCUUUCGGAUUUAGGGCUUGCUGUGGGCAGCCACCUGCCUGUGUAUGCCCUCAGCUGCAUCGCACACUGAUGUUCCAGUUUGCUUCCUGCUCCGAAGCCAAGAAGCGCUUUGCUGCCGAGAGCUGCAGUGAGGAAGAGCCAGCAGAAUGGUUUGAGUGCUACUCAGAGAACUCCUGUUGAACUCCAGACUGCAGCAUUUUGGUUUUGAAUCCAUCCCAGAGAAAAAAUAAGAUGUGUUGUGUUUCUAAAAUGUUCGUUAAGUGGAAAGUUAACUGGGAGCUUUUGAGAUUCUGGUGAUGAGUGUUUCAUGUCACCUGUCAGAUUGUCUAAGUUAAUAUCAGGAGUUUUGUAUGUUUCUUAUUUUUGCAAUACAUUAUCAGAGUUCAAAGAUGUAUAUGCAGAUUAUUGUUUUUUUUCACAUAGACAUGAUGAAAUAGCUACAUAAAUACACAAAAGGGGAUGCUGACAUAUCAGAAAAAUCCCCACCAGCUGCCAUACAGCUCUCUAGACACACAAACGUAAAAGAACUGAAAUGAACCCAGCUAUCUACAUUGCUUUAGCAAUGCACAAGAUUAGGCCAUGCUGCUAUUCUGGCCAAAUGCUAAAAAAUUUGGGGGAGAAAAUAGCUAAUUAUGACUUAUCAGCAUUGCUGUACCUUCUCAUGCCUCAAAGCCAGAGACAAACUGACCUUAUGGUUCUUGUGGCAUUUGGGGGCACUGGUAUAAGCACUUUUAAGCUUCCUCAUGGGUUUUGGGCCCCCUCUGAAUGCUUGUUUUUGUAGAUGUUUGAUAUGGGGGCCUGCAUCAGCAUAUGUCUUUCUACAGUGGUUUUCAAAGAGAGGAAGUUAAGCAGCAGUUUUCACUGCCUUCUCAACCCUGACCCUAGCUCAUACUUUGCUUCGCUACAGCUAGGCUUCAAACUUAUCAGUUUGGUGGGGAGCAUUAAACUGAAUGACUGAAUUCUCUAACACUAGGCUGCCAUAUGUAUUUAUUUGGGUGAGGUUCUCAUUGUUUAUUUUUCUUUGGAGAAUUCAGUAACUAAGUUUGCUGCAAGAAUAAACAAAUGAUUAAAACUG